AGCUGAUCCUCAACUCUCUCUCCUCCCAUGGCUUCUCCGACUUCAAUUCUCUCUUUUCUUCUUCUUCUUCUUCUUCUUCUUCUACUCGCUGAUCUCACCGCCACCGUGGGCUCCUCUACCGAAGUCAUCAAAAUGUAUCCGAGACAAGAUGUCGUCGCGGAGGAACCCAAAUGUGAGAGCUGGAAAUUCUCCAUCGACGUCAACAACGCCGGAUCCUGGAAUUCUAUUCCUCGACCUUGCAUUGACUUUGUAAAGGACUACUUCAACAGCGGCCGCUAUACUGCCGACUCUCGUUCUGCCGCAGCCUUCUCCUUGACCUUUGCUAGAUCAGUCGAGGUUACCGAGGGCGACGCUUGGAUUUUUGACGUUGACGAGACACUGCUUUCAAAUUUGCAAUUUUACAAAGAUAACGAGUUUGGGUUGAAACCCUACAAUGACACUUCGUUCAUUGAGUGGGUGAAGAAGGGGUCAGCUCCUGCAUUACCAGCUAGUUUUGCGGUAUACAAAUGGGUGAAAAAGCUUGGAUUAAAGAUUUUUAUUUUAACUGGGCGAGAUGAAUCUCUUAGAGCUGUCACAGAACAAAACCUAAUUGCUGCUGGCUAUUCUGGUUGGGAGGAACUUAUUCUCAGGGGACCUAAUGACAAAGGAAAGAAUAAUAUGGAGUACAAAUCAGAAAAGAGAGGUGAAUUAGUGAAAAAAGGAUACACAAUCCAAGGAAGCUCUGGAGACCAAUGGAGUGAUUUGAUGGGAUUUGCUCUAGCAAAACGAUCAUUCAAGCUUCCAAACCCAAUGUACUAUGUGUCUUAAAACUUCAAAUAAUCCCUUUGCUUUUGGGAAUAACCUAGCCCAUGAUCUACUUCCUUAGUUCUAUGUCAUCAAUAAUUUAAUUUGGCUUCCUUGGCAUGGACUA
Cucumis melo (muskmelon) is the source of this 910-nucleotide messenger RNA. Its product is annotated as acid phosphatase 1-like. Bases 28 to 807 code for a protein of 259 amino acids. NCBI's taxonomy places the organism in Eukaryota, Viridiplantae, Streptophyta, Magnoliopsida, Cucurbitales, Cucurbitaceae. The record is from RefSeq and is a predicted model, not a curated record. The transcript is spliced from 3 exons. Gene Ontology annotation, molecular function: acid phosphatase activity.